CGCGGUCUCGAUGAGACAUAUGGGGGCGCUGACAUUGAUGAUGAAGGGGAGUACGAGGACAUGACAAUAGAGCAACGACGAGCUGCCGAAGCCGAAAUGGCGCGGCGAGACCGCGGUAUUGCUGGAAGGGUGGGUAGAGCCGCAACGCGGCGCCGUCGUCUGGGUUUUAUCGAAAGCGAUGAAGAAGAAGAGGAGGAUGGAACCAUGGGAGGAAUCAUCCCUGCUGGUGUUAAAAUCCGUGCGCGCAAGAUUUACGACGAGCGGAGGAAUGUCGAUGAUGCGGAGGGUAUGGAUGAGGCAGAUGAGUUACCAGUCGAGGAGCUUUCAGAUAUCAAGGCGAACUCUCUCGGCGAGUGGAUCACGACUCCCCGCGUUAGAAAAGCCCUCGAAAAUCAGUUCCGUCGCUUCCUACUUACAUAUGUUGAUGACGAAUCUGGGAAGAGUGUUUACGGAGAGCGUAUCAGGGUUCUGGGCGAAAUAAACUCCGAGUCACUUGAAGUGUCUUUCGUCCAUCUAAGUGAUUCAAAGCCUAUUCUUGCCUAUUUUCUUGGAAAUUGUCCCGCCGAAAUGCUCGAGAUUUUCGAUGCAAUCGCUUUGGACAUCAUCCUUCUUCACUAUCCAUCAUAUGAACGAAUUCAUUCCGAGAUUCAUGUCCGUAUUACCAACUUGCCAACCAUCUCAACCCUACGCGAUUUGAGAAGAAAUCAUCUCAACACCCUAGUCCGCGUCUCUGGGGUCGUUACUCGCCGGACGGGUGUAUUCCCCCAGCUCAAAUACGUCAAGUUUGACUGCAAUAAGUGCGGUGGUGUUCUUGGGCCAUUCUAUCAAGACGCAAACAAGGAGGUUAAGGUUGAGACAUGUCCGAACUGUGAAAGCAAGGGACCUUUCAGUCUUAACUCAGAACAGACAGUGUACAGAAAUUACCAGAAGAUGACACUGCAAGAGUCUCCCGGGUCAGUUCCUGCGGGACGACUUCCCCGACACCGCGAAGUGAUCUUGCUUUGGGAUCUCAUCGAUUCCGCGAAACCUGGUGACGAAAUUGAGGUUACUGGAGUAUACAGGAACAAUUUUGAUGCCGCGCUCAACGUCAAAAAUGGGUUCCCGGUAUUCUCAACUAUCAUCGAGGCGAAUCACAUCAACAAGAAAGAGGAUAUGUUCGCUGCCUUUCGCCUGACUGAAGAUGAUGAAGCCAAGAUCAGGCAGCUCUCAAAGGAUGAGCGAAUUGCCAAGCGAAUAAUCAAGUCCAUUGCACCUUCAAUCUAUGGGCAUAACGACGUCAAGACUGCUAUCGCUCUCAGUUUAUUCGGCGGAUUACCCAAGGACAUCAACAAGAAGCAUCGUCUACGUGGGGAUAUCAACGUGUUGCUACUUGGUGAUCCUGGCACUGCAAAGUCGCAGUUCCUCAAGUAUGUUGAGAAGACAGUACAUCGUGCAGUUUUCGCCACAGGUCAAGGGGCUAGUGCUGUUGGUCUCACAGCUAGCGUUCGAAAGGAUCCUGUCACUCGCGAAUGGACUCUCGAAGGCGGUGCCCUUGUUCUUGCUGACAAAGGGACUUGCCUUAUUGAUGAGUUUGACAAGAUGAACGAUGCGGAUCGAACGAGUAUUCACGAGGCUAUGGAACAGCAAUCUAUUUCCAUCUCUAAGGCUGGUAUUGUAACGACUCUACAGGCUCGAUGUGCCGUCAUCGCAGCGGCUAAUCCGGUCAGGGGUCGCUACAAUCCUACUGUCCCCUUCUCUCAAAAUGUCGAACUUACUGAGCCGAUUCUGUCCCGCUUCGACGUCCUUUGCGUUGUCAAAGAUACGGUUGACCCCGUCAAAGACGAGAUGUUAGCGAGGUUUGUUGUCGGAAGUCACCUAAGAAGUCAUCCCCAAUUCCGACCCGAGGAUGAAAUGGACGUUGGGACGAGUGUUGAUCAGGAUUUAAUCGAUCAGAAUUUACUCAGAAAAUAUAUUAUGUAUGCCCGCGACAAAGUUCGACCGAAGCUUCACGAUAUCGACAUCCAGAAGUUGUCCCAUCUCUAUGCUCACCUUCGCAAGGAGUCCCUCGCUACUGGAUCAUUCCCAAUCACAGUUCGACACUUGGAGAGCACCAUCCGCAUGGCGGAGGCGAGUGCGAAGAUGCACUUGCGUGAAUAUGUUCGUGCAGACGAUAUCAACCUUGCGAUCAAGGUUACGGUCAAUAGCUUCGUUAACGCACAGAAAAUGUCAAUCAAGAAAACCCUGGAGCGGUCCCUCAGGAAGUACAUUACUCUUGAGCAAGAUCGUGAGGAAUUGUUAUCGUACCUUCUGGGACAGAUUGUCAAGGAGAAAGCUCGUGCAUAUCAGGCACAAAAAUACGAAGCACCUUCAAGUGUCAGCGUCAAGAUUGCUGAGUUUGAAGAACGGGCAAGGGAUCUCGAAAUCCAUGACGUGUCCUUCUUCACCAAGUCGAAGCUCUUCAAGCGCAACGGUUACAUACUCCAAAACGGAGAGAUUGUAAAGCGCUUCGCAAUACCCUCGAACGAAUUAUAGUUGUUCCAAAUCCUUCCACGCGUUCUGCUAAGUUUGCUAUAUCUGGUGUUGUGCAAGUAACAUAUAUUGUAUCGUGUACACUAACCCUUGUUGUGUAUUUUGGUACCAUGAUAUACAGGUCAAUUUGUUUCAGAUGUCU
This is a messenger RNA of Cantharellus anzutake, 2650 nucleotides long. Its product is annotated as MCM-domain-containing protein. Lineage: Eukaryota; Fungi; Basidiomycota; Agaricomycetes; Cantharellales; Hydnaceae. The transcript has 7 exons. The record is from RefSeq and is a predicted model, not a curated record. Gene Ontology annotation, biological process: mitotic DNA replication initiation; double-strand break repair via break-induced replication; DNA replication. Gene Ontology annotation, molecular function: 3'-5' DNA helicase activity; single-stranded DNA helicase activity; ATP binding. The coding region runs from base 61 to 2511 and encodes 816 amino acids. Gene Ontology annotation, cellular component: nucleus; MCM complex.